UCAACAGUGAUGUCUGGCACUGUAUCUCAAAGCGACCAAGAGGAGGACUACCGUUUCCUCCACAGCACGCUGAUGGAGAAGAAGCUCCACCUCCUUUUUAAGAUCCACGAGCGGCUGAGGCUCUUUGUGAAACGAGGACCCGCUCCCGUCCAAGAGCAUGCAACCAGUCUGGCCUCGCAUUUAUUCCAAGAGCUGAUUCACCAUGAAUGGAGAGAUGAAGUCAAAGAACUUUUCGCCCUCUUUUGUAAACCUCACUUCAAGAGUCUUAUAUUCGUCCAUGAUGCAGUAGCUCAGAGGGAUUAUGAGCCUACUCUGCCACAAGUACCUGAGGGCAUUAUAGAUGACGGAGAAGAUUCAGUGAAGAUUGUCAGUCUGGUUAAAACCAAGGAGCCACUGGGUGCUACGAUUAAGAAGGAUCAAUCCACAGGGGCGAUUGUUGUGGCGAGGGUCAUGCAAGGAGGUGCUGCCCACAAGAGUGGUCUGAUUCAUGAAGGAGAUGAGCUAAAAGAAGUCAACGGCGUCUCCCUGGAUCGCAGGAAGCCGAAAGAAAUUCUUCCUUUGCUGGCACGCUCGCAGGGUGACGUUACGUUCACAAUUGUUCCUGCCUCCUCCAAGCAAGAAGUGCAAUCCAAUAAGAAGCUAUUUGUCAGGGCUCUGUUUGACUACAACCCCAGUGAGGAUCCCGCUGUCCCAUGCAAGGAUGCAGCAAUUGCUUUUAACAGAGGCGACAUCCUCCAGAUUGUCUCUACAGAGGACGAUACCUGGUGGCAAGCCUGCCAUGUUGGGGGUGGUGACACACGAGCGGGGCUUAUCCCCUCACAGCAGCUUCAGGAGAGGAGAGUUGCACUGAAACGACCCCAAACCUUGUUCCGACAACAGCAAGUCAAGGCAGCAGUUUUUCCAGUUGACGAGGAUGUUGACUAUGGAGCUAUAACUGGAAUCCACAUUGCUGGUUUAAGAAGUAGUUUCCGACUGGGCAAGAAGAGCAAUUGGGUCAAAGAAGCAGCUCGGUCCAAAAGGUGGAGCUCUGGAGUUCAUGAGUCCAUUUGUCCUCCUACCUACAUAGAAGUCAUCCCUUCCAAUAAAGACUGUGGACAAAGACAGCAACUGGUUGUCUUGCUUGGGCCCAGCGGUGUUGGUGUUAAUGAACUGAAGAGGAGGCUCCUGAUCUCAGAUCCGGACCUCUAUGCUACAACUGUACCAUACACCACACGUGAAAAGAGAAGCCAAGAGAGCGAAGGGAUGGAUUAUCAUUUUGUAUCCGUCCACAAAUUUGAAGAGGACAUUCUCAACCGCAGAUUUAUAGACUACGGGACAUACAGAGGCCACUACUAUGGAACAAAUCUGGACUCUGUUUAUCGUCUGAUGGCUGAGGGAAGAAUUUGCCUACUGGAUGUGCGUCCUUGUAAACUGAAGCAUGUCUACACACUGGAAUUCAAACCAUACGUGGUUUUUGUGAAACCCCCGCGUAUCGAGGAAUUACGCCUCACCAGGAGAAGAGCCAAAUUCAUCUGUGAUGAAGAGGAGCCCAACCAAGUCAGGAUGUUCUCGGAGGAAGAUUUUGAAGAUAUGAUUCACUCGGCCGAAACCAUGGAAGCCCAGUACGGUCACAUGUUUGACAAGGUGAUGGUGAACGGCGAUAUCACCUUGGCCUUCAGAGAGCUUAAAGCGGAUCUCCAGCGGCUUCAGGAGGAAGAGGUUUGCUGGAUUCCCGCAGAGUGGCUUUGCUUCUCGCCAACAACGGCGAGGAGGAGUUGCGGCCUUUUGGGCGGCUGGAUUUGAGCUGAAGUUGAAUGAUCAAGUGUAAAAUAGGCACCACCGCUUCUAAAUGUGUUAAUAAGUAAGUUGAAGCACAAUUUCCGUCAUAUAUGAAAGGCUUUUACUUCUGUAAACAAGUCAAGUGAUGAGGUUUGUCCCUGAACAUGUUAAUUGGCUAACCAGACAACCUUCUUUUUUUGUCGCAGUGCCAGUUUUCUAUUGGCAUUUGGCUGAAAUAAGGUCGGCUCCAACUAUUAAAUUAAAAAAGGUGGGGAGAGUGGUUUUGGAGGGGGGGGCUUGCAGAGCUUGCGGCAGAACCUAGCCCAACUCUGCCAAGUCGCAAACAUUAGCAUGGAAUUAUUCUGACAGCUGCUGCACUUCAAUUAACAGAAUGUAAUGCGCACCAGAGAAAUAUUAUUAGUAGCAGGCGUAGGGACUGUACAAUUUAGAGGCAUAAACAAGAAAACAUUCUUGCAUUCAGUAUUGAAAGUGGGCUCAGUCCAAGUAAAUUCACUCACUCAUUGUUAUCUUUCUUUGCUGAUAUUAUUCACAGGAGCUGCCUCAUUGAUUUUUUUUCUGGUGGCUGUAUUCUUUCCCUAGUUUGUUUCUUUUGAAUGUUUGAACAAAGUGGUGUUAAUGUUCUUGGGAGGAAGAAGGAGCCGCAUGAUGUGAGGGAG
Syngnathus acus (greater pipefish) is the source of this 2435-nucleotide messenger RNA. Its product is annotated as MAGUK p55 subfamily member 7-like. Gene Ontology annotation, cellular component: plasma membrane; cell-cell junction. Gene Ontology annotation, molecular function: protein binding. Lineage: Eukaryota; Metazoa; Chordata; Actinopteri; Syngnathiformes; Syngnathidae. The record is from RefSeq and is a predicted model, not a curated record. Bases 10 to 1782 code for a protein of 590 amino acids. Gene Ontology annotation, biological process: protein localization to adherens junction. The transcript is spliced from 16 exons.